AUGAAGACUUUCACCCUUUUCGCUCUUUCCCUCGUCGGCCCUCUCGCUGAGGCCGCUGCCAUUAUUCAAGGCGAUCGUAAUGGUCAUGCAGAAUGGAAUUCGACAUUGCCGCGCCCUGGUUUCCCUGGCAUCUUGGGCAAGAAGUCUCUUGCCGGUCCCCUGAAUGACACCUUGCCAGCCGGCUACUUUCUCCUGGCCAAUGGCGGAAAGACUGAGGUGGUCAAUGAGGAUCAGCUCAAGGCAUUCCUCAAGGCCGAGGGAAUCGCUCUGGCACCGUCCAUCGACGAGUCUUGGCUGGACUUUACACCUCCUGCCGACGUCCUCGAGUCCCUCAAGGCCAACUCUUCAGCACUGUCGGCCCGCCAGUCCAGCUGCGAGAGGACCACGUCCUACGUGACUGACAAGGAGGAGCGCUUUGUCAACUGGGACGUGCAAAUGUCCCCUGUGGUUCUGGGCACCGCUGAGGGCAUCACCGUCUCUGUGGCUUCGGGCUACAGCGUCGCCAACUCGAUUUCGGCCUCGGCCGGUAUUGAUGUUACGCUCAUCAAGGACUACCUCUCGGGCUCGGCCGGCGUCGACUACACCACCACCUGGACCACCACUACUUCCAACACGUACACCACCACCGUCAAGGAUGGUGAUGCGGGUGUCUGGAUCACGCGCCCCUGGACCAACCGCAAAUCCGGACGUACCAUGCAAGGGUGCCCCGGAUCGUUGACCCAGACCGGCACUUGGCAGGCGGAUUCCUACGAGGAUGGGUCAUAUGACAAUGCCAAGUGGGUGAGCGGCUUCAUCACGACUUGCGUCAAGACAGCUCCUACCAGCGGGCAGCUGACCCGGUGCAACGGUGGAGGAGUCUUCGUCUAG
Pestalotiopsis fici W106-1 is the source of this 867-nucleotide messenger RNA. RefSeq lists its product as uncharacterized. The transcript is spliced from 3 exons. NCBI's taxonomy places the organism in Eukaryota, Fungi, Ascomycota, Sordariomycetes, Amphisphaeriales, Sporocadaceae. The coding region runs from base 1 to 867 and encodes 288 amino acids. The record is from RefSeq and is a predicted model, not a curated record.